Messenger RNA from Owenia fusiformis, 859 nucleotides. NCBI's taxonomy places the organism in Eukaryota, Metazoa, Annelida, Polychaeta, Sabellida, Oweniidae. The record is from the annotation of a GenBank genome assembly.
GUUUUUCACAACCUAAAUGUGAAUGUAAAAUUUAAGCGAUGCAUUUGUAUGGGCGAUAGGUCAUACGUAUAGGUUGGUGUUUCGAUUUUAUGUGCAAGCUUAAACUCCCUAAUAAUAAAAAUUUCCCCCAGGUGGAGCCAAGUAUGCCAGUGUUGACACCACUAACAUCUUAGGUGGCAGAAAUGACACAAUCAUAAUGAGUGAUGUCAAAUGUAACGGAGAUGAAAUGAAUAUUGCUGAAUGUACCUUUAAACUUGGUGAUGAAGCAUCCUGUUUGGAUGGGACAAAAGCCAAUGUGUAUUGUCAUCAACUGGAUGUUUGGAAGCCUAGAAAGAAGGGAUCAUCGAGUGAACUUAUUAAGAAUUCACUGAUUAUGGUUGAUGUAGGAAAAAGUCAAUGGCGUUGGAUUUGUGGGGAUGGUAUGGAUAAACGAACUGGGGGUGUUGUUUGUUUUGCUGCUACAAACAGUAGAAGAGCCCUCACAAUUAAUGAGGUUAUUGUAUCAACCCAAGAUGCGGCAAGGUACAUUCAACAGAAACGGUUCCAUAAUACCCAUAGGAGACAUCAUAUAUACAGGCCUAAAGAGUUUGCAUGGCCUGUUGUCAAGGUUAAGUGUGAAGGUGAUGAGUAUUCUUUGGGGCAAUGUGAUAUCAAGGAGACUUACAAUUGCACAAACCUGGCAUUCUUAAAAUGCGGUGGACCAAGUCGACAUGUGAAUUGGAGACAAAUACAUCGUCAGAUGUCUAAUACAUCACAUGAUGUCCCUUCAGUUAAUUUAUCUUAAAAUGUAAAGUGUGUUCAUUCUAUUGAUCAAUAAACAAACAAUCUAGUAAUGGAUGGUUAAUCUGUAUAUUGUUAU